GCGUCAGGUACCUGCUGGGACCGGUGUGCGCUAAGGUGGGGGCAGCCACCUUGGGCUAAGGGGGACUCCAGCAGGCCCCUGACCACCUUUACUGCUGGUGGUCCAAGGGGUGGGGGGGAAGCUCCAGCCUUGUAGCCCCAGCUGUGCCUCACCCUUGAAGGAGGAAGAAAAAUUGGUGGCUAUAACCAUGGAUAUCUUUGGGGACCUGAAGCGAAUGAACAAGCGCCAGCUCUACUACCAAGUCUUGAAUUUUGCCAUGAUCGUGUCCUCGGCUCUCAUGAUCUGGAAAGGCCUCAUUGUGAUCACGGGAAGCGAGAGCCCCAUUGUCGUCGUCCUGAGCGGCAGUAUGGAACCCGCCUUUCACAGGGGAGACCUCUUGUUCUUGACAAACUUCCGAGAUGACCCCAUCAGAGCUGGAGAGAUUGUCGUUUUUAAAGUGGAAGGCAGAGACAUCCCAAUCGUGCACAGAGUAAUCAAGGUUCACGAAAAAGAGAAUGGCAACAUCAAAUUUCUGACCAAGGGUGAUAACAAUGACGUUGAUGAUAGAGGCUUGUACAAAGAAGGCCAGAACUGGCUUGAAAAGAAGGACGUGGUAGGAAGAGCACGAGGGUUUUUGCCUUAUGUCGGAAUGGUUACCAUAAUAAUGAAUGACUAUCCAAAAUUCAAGUAUGCUCUCCUGGCUGUGAUGGGUGCCUAUGUACUGCUGAAAAGAGAAUCGUAAAAGAACGUGGAAUUGCUUUGCACGACUCUGAACACAGAUCUACAAAGAUAUACUAAUAUAUAUGAAAUGUCUCAGUGUCUGUACAUAAUAUUCCAUGGUAUGCAAAAUGAUACUGUCUUGUCCAAAUGAAUUGUCUUGUUUGUGCUGCAGUCCUGCCAAAAAACCUUCCGUGGGUAAGUCCGGUUGGCUUUAUUGGGACGGGGCUGCAGUUUCCAUAGAUUCCGGUGACAUUAAUACGUUCCUUUAACAACGUCGUUUUAGUUUCUUCGUGUUUCGGUCACACCGUUGCUGUUAACCCAGAACAAUGCAAAAUUGGGGGGAGGGGGGGUUUGGAGGAGAUGCGUAAUACGAUUAUGUGGGCUUCAUGGGAAGGGUUGAUUGAAAGGUGCUGCAUCUGAAACAUCCAGUAAGUGAAGCAGAUCUGGGUGUGAUUAAGGGAGAGAUCUAAAAUGUUUGCAGGCAAAGAUGACCAAAGAGGACGUGUUCACUCAGUUGUUCUUCGUCUCCCUCAGUCCCACUCAAAUCAAGGUGAUCUCGUGCUCUGGUGUGCCGCAUACAAAACUGCCCUUGUGAAUGAGUUCAUACUAAGCAUCCCAUCCUAUCUGGGAUUUUUGUGAAGAGGCUUGCUAUGUGCAUGUUGUGAGGAAAACCGUUCUGCCAGAGAGACAUCAUCGAAUGGGUCUUUUUGGAGCAGAGUCAUGCGGAGUCUUGACCCACUUUCCAAGAUGAGAUCCUUGUGCUGUCUCAAGUGAAAACGAAAUAUCCCUUCAUUAGAAGCAGUGACCCAUUCGCCGAGUCUGCCCAAAUGACCGUCUUGGUGUGGUGGAGUGUGCUUAUCCCUCCAUCCCACCCUGGCUAGUGUGUAUCACGCUGUCAAAUUGUCAAGGAUGACUGUUGAUCAAAACGAUCGUCAUACGUGGCCGUCCAGAAUCCCUUCCCCGUUUUUCUGUGCCCACCUUGUGUGAAUUCGCUAACGCAUGCAUCUAAUGCCGUAGCAUCCCCCUGAGCUCUGGAAACUGUCCAUCAACAUCGAUUGGGAAGUUGGAGCUGCUUUCACGGUUACGAUUUAUGUCGGCCAGGGAAGCAAAAUGCCAUUUUUUUUUAACAGCCCAUCCACAAAGCCAGAAAUAGGCGUUCAGAGUCCUUGGUGGAUUCUGUGGCGGGACGCACACCUCACAAGCAAGGAUGUGUCUAUCAGUCUACACAGCUGUCAUAUUUUAUUUUGAGGUGCGACUCAGGGGAGCAAUCCCGCUCGGUAACAAUCCUGGUAUAGCAAGUGACCCCAAGGCAAGUGAGAACAGAUUCCUAGGUGAUGUAGUCGGACAGGCAAAAACAUAAAGGCAAGGCGCUGUUCUGGAAUGAAGAGGAGCUCCAUACCUUGCCCCCCCCCACACCUUUGGCAUGUUUACACUGCAAGCAUAAAGCAAUUUCAGCUACUGCGGCUUCUCCCAGGCUUCCCUGAGAAACAUAAUAUCCGUAACGGUGCUGCGUAUUUUCUGGCUGAAAUCCAUUUUCGUGUUUUAGAAGAAAAUCUACCUUUGAGGCCCACCCUUGGCUUUUAGCAUCCUCAUUGUGGCCUUAGAGAAGUUACUUUAACUCUAUGAAUGUUUUUCUGGGGAGGGGGGAGUUCCUGUCUUUGGAUAUAUAUGUAUAUUUGCCUUUUUUUUUUUUUUUUGCAAAAGCCAUUGUUGUAAACCUGUCAAUUCCAUUAACCCGUCUGCCUUUACGAACCAAGAGAUGGCUUUAUUGACAUUUGCGCCGUUUCUGAGAGGACUUAUGAGAGUUUUGCUCCGUUUCUGAGAGGACUUGUGAGAGUUUCUGAGAGGAUUUGUGAGAGCUGUUAAACGAAAAACAACGUUCUGUUGGGUCCUAGGGUUAUGAUGAUUAACGAAUCUGGUACCCCAGGAAUAUCCCCUUCUCUGUCUUUUAUCAUGCUAUGCAAUAUCAUCAUUAAAAGCCUGUCUUAUUUUA
Messenger RNA from Heteronotia binoei (common prickly gecko), 2692 nucleotides. It is a transcript of the gene SEC11C, whose product is annotated as SEC11 homolog C, signal peptidase complex subunit. Gene Ontology annotation, molecular function: serine-type endopeptidase activity. Gene Ontology annotation, cellular component: signal peptidase complex; membrane. The record is from RefSeq and is a predicted model, not a curated record. The transcript is spliced from 7 exons. NCBI's taxonomy places the organism in Eukaryota, Metazoa, Chordata, Lepidosauria, Squamata, Gekkonidae. Bases 188 to 721 code for a protein of 177 amino acids.